AAAGUACCUUAUUGAUGUAUCGAACAGAUGCAUAACAUGGGGGUAGAGUGCUUCUCCUCUCCCUUGAAUGAAUACUGCCCUCCGGUACACGUCGAGUAAACUUCAUCCUCGGGAGAAAAUGUAGAACUUUCAUCCCUUGUUAUACAUAUCGCUAUUUUUAGCGUUGUCAGUUCAGCGCCUUUGUGGAGAAGUGAUGGAAAGCAAACGGUUCCCCACGUCUUCUACUACGGAUGAUCUCCGGGAGUUGCUAGACACUGUGAUGGGAGAAUCCAGCAUCAGUUCAUCAGUUGCAUACACUGCUCGGCAUUCAGAAGAUCUAAGCAAGUUUGCCUCGCGCGUGCUUUUUGUGUUCAAUGUCCAUCUCGUAGUGCUCUGAUUUUUGCGACAUGGGUCCCGAUAUUUUUUGUCAAAUUUUCGUUUUCAUCGGAAUCAUCGUUACAUAUACCAGUGGCGUAGAUGGAAUAAAUUCACAUAUAAGAGGAAGAUCAAGACAUAACUCCAAAAUACACCGAUCUCAUCCACGACUAAGCCACGAUAGACUGAAAACCAUAUCGAAACACGUACUCAGAACCUUCGACACAUCCUGUAUUCAUAUUCCUCUACCGAAUAUACCGAAUGGAAAAGUAUUCAAAAUCCACAAGAGGAAAACUUACAUGGAAAACAUGAAAACCAAGGACUAUCUAAUAGCAGAAUUCAGGUGUCAGAAGGGCUAUAUGUUUGUGAAUAAACAACGACAUGGAAAUAUGUUCUGUAGCAAGAGUAAAUGGAUUGGAAAGAAACCAGUGUGUGAAAAAUCAGUUAAAGGUUUCAUGUUACAGAACGACGCAGCAAUUUCAACAUUUUCUUUGCCCGUUCGUGUACAAAAAUGUCCACCAGAUCAUAAAAUACGAUGUAAACAUCUUUGUUACAUCUUGGAUGGUGAACCAACCUGUGGGUGUCCAACUGGUUUUCGAGAAGUAGGAAACGAUUGUCUAGACAUCAACGAAUGCGAAUCCGACAACGCUGGCUGCCACCACGGCUGCACCAACACCCUAGGAUCCUACAGCUGCUCCUGCCCCGAAGGUUAUCGCCUAUCCUUCGACUCCAAGGCCUGCGAGGACGUCAACGAGUGCCACCUGAGGAACGGCCACGGGCCGUGCCAGGACACGUGCCGGAACACCGUCGGAUCGUACGAGUGCGGCUGCGCGACCUUGAACGGGACGCGACUGGCGGGAGACAGGCACACCUGCGCGGACAUCGACGAGUGCGUCGAAGGUGGCGCUGGAUGCUCGCACGCGUGCGUCAACACGAUGGGCAGGGCCUACUGCGUGUGUCCGGAAGGGAUGCGGAUCGGGGAGGACUUGAAGACCUGCGAAGAUAUCAACGAAUGUGAAGAUCCUAAAAUCAAGGCCCAAUGUCCUUCCGGCUGCCUAAAUUUCAUUGGAUCCUAUUAUUGUCCCACUGUCUCCGACGAAUAUCUUUUGGCAGACGAACCAAGUAAAGAAAGCAAUCGAGUGGAUGAGAACGAUGACGAUGAAUAUGAAGACUACGAAGAAGGAGAUUAUGAUGACGAUUACGAUGAAGGGAAAUCUGAAGGAGAAAAGAAUAGUACCAAGUCCUUGGAUCCCGUAUUAGAGAAAGAAUCUAUGAUAUCCGUAAUAGAGAAUGAGAAUAACAAUGACAAAACCAUAACAGGAAAUAGGGAUAAAACUAAAACUGAAUCAGCUAAAAACAAUACAUCAAUUGAUGUUAUUGAACAAAGAAUACAAGUAACUGAAUCUGAUAAAUCAGUUGAAUCUGAUAAAUCAGUUGAAUCUGGAAAUUAUCGAAGGACUGAUUCAAAAGAGAAUGCUGAAGAUUCUGACUCCUAUGACGACGAAGAUUAUGAAGGAAGCGAUUAUGAGGACGAGUAUGAUGAAGAUGGAAAAUCGAAUAUUUCUGAAGAAACUACCACUCAACGAAGUAUUCCAACUGCGUCCACUCAGUCUAUUGCAAGCACGAUCACUACUAGAACUCCAUCAAGUACAAAUAAGCUAGGUUUAGAUGUAUCUAAAGAAAUUGGUAACGAUAUUCCUAACAAAAUUGAUGACAAGGUAGACUCAGAAAAAAGUAGCGAAUCUACAAGUUCAAUACCAUUUACAAUGAAUACUAUCACGACUACUGCAAUCAAUUCUGUUGAAGGUGUAAGUAUUAGCAAUAUAUUGGAUACGAUUCAGAAUAGAAUCUACUUGAAAGAAAAAACUGAUGAAACUGAUGAGAGAAACACAAAAAAUAUCGAAGAAGACGAAGACAAUUAUGAUGAUGAUUACGAUGGAGAAAAUGCUACUAAUAUUGGUAGAACCAAUCUUCUUGAGAAUGUAAUAGGAAAUAAUGUGAGCGCGUAUAUGAACGAAACAAAUUACGAAAUGAAGAAUAAAUCUGAUACAGGAAAUGAAAAUACUCUCUAUGAUGAAACUGAAGAGCUGACUAACCCGAAAUUAGAAGCAUCAUCAACAUAUUCGACAACCACCAGUCUAGAUGUAUUGGAAAUUAAUAACUCAGACGACUCCAACGAGAAAAAAAAUGACACUUUCAAUUAUCAUGGGAAAGAAAAUAGGUACAUCACGGGAAAAUCUAUAGUACAAGAUAUUAUUGAAACUAAUGAUAUAUUUGAGACCGACCAUAACCAAGCGAAUAAAACUGAUGAUGUGGUUGAAAAACAAUCUGAAAUAGAUGAGGAAUACGAUGAAGAUGAUUAUGAAGAUUAUGAUGAAACAACUACUGCCGAAGCAUCUGUGAAAUAUAGCAAAAUCAAUACCAUAAUGGAGAUAACAACACCAACUACUGUAACUCCUGGUAUUAUAUCGAAAAUUUCAACAGAAUCUAGUGACGGAUUGGACACUGAUAGCAUCAACCUUAACAGGCGUGUUUAUGAGGAAGAAAAAGAAGGCAUUACCCCAGCUAACACCCUAGUGGACGUGAUUGACAAAGGGGAGGUGGAUGAAUAUACAACUGAACAAAUAGAUAAUCGUGCCCCUGAAAAUGAACAUAACAACCAGAACUAUGACGAAGAUAUUAUAAUAACAGUGAAACCAUUGAAAGAAAAAGAUUUGGAGGAUAUCACCACAACUGACAGAGUAUCAUCAAAAACUUCGACUAUACGAUCACUUGGGAAUGAAAUCGACAAUCACAUUAUAUCUACUGAAGAGAAUCUGAAAGAAUCUGGUGCAUCAACAGAUAGAAGUAGCACCGAUGAAAAUUCCCCUGGAAGAAGAAAACCUUCCGAUGAUAAUUAUGACUACGAUGACGAUGAUGAAUACGAAGAAUACGAGGAUUCAAAGACAGAAGAAAGCGAAAUAGUUAACAAGGAAAUUAAAAAAUGUGAAGAGGGAUAUAAACUCGAUGAGCAGGAUGAAUGCACAGAUAUCGAUGAAUGCAACCCAGACACCAACCCAUGUUCAGAUACUUGUCAAAAUACUCCUGGUAGCUACAUCUGCAGCUGUCCCAGUGGCUUCAGACUAUCACCAGCAGAUUCCCACAUAUGCCAAGAUAUCGACGAGUGCCAGGACAAUCCUUGUUCUCAUACUUGCAUCAACUCGGAAGGUUCCUAUAAGUGUGAUUGUCCCAAAGGGCUCACCCUACAGAACACAACUUCUUGCGUUAACCUGACGUGCUCUCAUGGCGAGACCAAGAUAAACGGCAAAAUCCAGUGCACUUGCCCUUCUGGAUACGUCUUGGGAUUCGACAACAGGACCUGCGAGGACGUCAACGAAUGUCUUCUCAUCAACGACUGUGCGCACAGUUGUCACAAUACCGACGGUUCUUACGUAUGCAGUUGCAGACAAGGUUACGUUCUGGAAAAUGAGAGGUUAUGUAUAGAUAUUGAUGAAUGCCAGGGGAAUCAUGGUUGCCCACACGAUUGCGUUAACGCGCCAGGCAGUUUCAAAUGUGCUUGUCGUGAAGGUUACGAAUUUGUCAAUGCAACAAAUAGUUGUGUGGAUAUUGAUGAAUGCGACGUGACAAGAGAUCUGGACGAAUGUAAUCAAAUUUGUAUAAAUUAUGAAGGAGGGUAUGAGUGUGAGUGUAGAACUGGAUACGAAUUAGGGUCAGAUGAUGCUACUUGCGAAGAUAUCAAAGAAUGUGCCGUCAAUAAUGGUAAUUGCAGUCAAAUUUGUGAAGAUCUCCCAGGAUCAUAUGCAUGCAAAUGCAUCGAAAAUUAUGCAUUGAACGAAGAUAGAAGAACUUGUAGGAUUGUGGACCCUUGCUUGGUAGAAAAUGGAGGUUGCUCUCAUCAUUGUUUCAAUAUCAAUGGUUCAAUCAGGUGUAGCUGUCCAGAAGGAUAUGAACUGACCUUGGACCAAAAAACUUGUACCCAGAUCAAUCCUUGUACCAUAAGAAAUGGUGGUUGCUCCCACUUCUGUGAGUUUGUUGAUGGUCAUGCGAACUGCAUGUGUCCAGAACUUUAUACCCUUCAAAAUAAAACACAUUGUGCUGAAGUUAACCCAUGUUGGGAAAAUAACGGGGGCUGCUCACAUAUUUGUCGCUUCGAAGACCACAAACAAUCUUGUUUAUGUCCAUUAACCCAUGAACUUCAAAACAGGACUCACUGCCUGGAGAAGAAUCCAUGUUUGACUGAGAAUGGUGGUUGUUCGGAUACCUGUAACUUCUCUAAAGGAAUUCUGAGCUGCAGCUGCCCAAAAGAUUAUUAUCUAGAGGGAAAGACUUGCUACAAGAGUGAUCCUUGUUUGAUUGGAAACGGAGGAUGUUCUCAUGAUUGUUUCUCGGAUGAAGAUGGGAAUGUCAAGUGCUUGUGUCCACAAAACUUUGUUCUUCAGAAAAAUCAGAAAAUUUGCAUUCCUCAAGAUCUCUGUCUAUUGAAUAAUGGCAAUUGUUCUCAUUCAUGUGACUCUAGCAAUAAUCAAGUCACUUGUUCUUGUCCAGAAGGUUUUCAGCUGCAAAAUAAAACUCAGUGUGUUCAAUCCAAUCCAUGUUCAACAAAUAACGGGGGUUGUUCAGAUAUUUGUGAAAAUUUCUUUGGUACAGUGAAAUGUGCUUGUCCAGACAAUUAUGCAUUGGAGGAUAACAACAACUGUGUCAUAAUAGACAACUGUUUGGAAGAUAACGGAGGGUGCUCCCACUUCUGCAAAACAGUUGAUAAACAAAUACAAUGUUCAUGUCCUGACCGUUACAACCUCGUGAACCAAACAAAAUGCAUACCACUCAAUCCCUGCUUCAUAAACAAUGGUGGUUGUUCUCAUGAAUGUUCCGCAGAAGGUAACAAAGUAACUUGCUCGUGUCCAGAAGGUCAUGAACUAGAAGGUAAAAAAUGCAUCUUGAUCAACCCCUGCGACCACAAAAACGGUGGAUGUUCCCAUGUUUGUACCAGCAUCAAUGGCUUGAUGGCUUGUAAGUGUCCUCCUGGGUUCGAACUCAUCAACAAGACAUGCUUCAAGAAGAAUCCCUGUUCGAUUAAUAAUGGAGGAUGUUCGCACGGUUGUACCAAUGUUAGAGGCCAAGCAAAAUGCUCCUGUCCGCCGGGAUACAAACUGUUCGCAAAAAUGUGCCUGGACGAUGAUCCUUGUAAGAAGAACAACGGUGGGUGUUCCCAUAUCUGCCAGAAUCAGCAAGGCAAGAGAGAAUGUUCUUGUCCUCCCGGGUAUCUUCUCAGGCCGAAUAGAAGAGUUUGCAAGGAAGUGAAUGAGUGUAGGGUAAACAGAGGAGGCUGUUCACAUGGAUGCAAAAAUUUACCAGGGUCUUACCAAUGUACUUGUCCCCAUGGUCUAAAACUGGACCAAGUCAACAACAAAACCUGUGUUGACAUUGAUGAAUGCCGAAUUGAUAAUGGAAAGUGUGAGAUGAUAUGUAGGAAUUUCAAAGGAGGGCAUAAAUGUGAUUGUCCUGAAGGAUACACUUUACAGAAAGAUAAACGUUCAUGUAGACUGGGAGUUGUGACGCAAUGCAAAGUUCCUCUGGCUCCCAAGCAUGGAGUCAUGAGGUGUUCUGAUCAAAUUAUGGAACAUGGUACCUUGGUACCAAGUGGAACAAGAUGCAAUUUUUGGUGUAAUGAGGGUUACAAGCUCAAAGGAAGAUCUCCACGACACUGUAGCAGUACAGGAGAAUGGGAAAGUGAUGAACCCAAAUGUAUUGUCGCAACUUGCCCAAAAUUGCCUCCAAUCAAGAAUGGAUGGUACUUGCCUGGAGUUUGUAAUUCAGGAAGGACAUAUUCUGGAGAAUCCUGCGAGAUUUAUUGCAGGAAAGGAUUCAAACCUAGACAAGAUAUUGAAAAAUACGUUUGUGAUGCCAAUAUGCAGUGGAUGCCUAACGUCAGAAUAGAAAACCUACAAGAUGCUUGCAUCAGUGGUUUACCCAAUAUCCAUCUCAAGUGUCCCAGGAAUGGACACAUUGAAUUCAUAUUACCAGAAGGUCAACGACAUAUGCUGGUGAAGAUUCCAAGGCCAGAAACCAGUGUUGAUUGGACGUAUGUGACAUCUCAGCCAUCUUGGGGUACCCGAUUGGAAACUACUUUACCGGCAGGACGAACAGAGGUUCGUUUCACAGCUGUAUCACCAAAUGACUUCAAUACCACUGCCUCCUGUCAUUUGGUCAUCAACGUAUUGGACAAAGAAUUACCCAAAGUGAUGGACUGUCCCAGUAAUAUCGAGAGGAGUUUAUCUCGAGGUCAAAAUAUGCAAGUCAUCCAUUGGAGAGAACCAAUAUUUAGUGACAACGUAGGAGUUGCUACAAUAUACAAAUCAAGGGAUCCAGGUGGUGAAUUUGGAUUGGGACUACAUCAUAUCACUUACGUGGGAAGUGAUGAAGCUGGAAAUAGGGCUUUCUGUCACUUUAGCAUCAAUAUUCGAGACGAUCUGGAAUUGGAAGAAUCUAAUUCUGUUCAACAAUAUUCUUCAACAUAUACAAACCAUAACUCAGCUGGAAAAUACAGAGCUGUCUUGAUUUGUCCAAGUGGAGUACAGUACAUGUCAAAUCCUCCUGAUAGUUACAAUAAUAUGCUAACAAGUGAAGCUGGUUGUUACUGGAGGCAUGUCAAAGUAACUAGACCGAUGCAGCCACAAAGUUUCAAAGUUCCUAAAGUUUAUACUGAAAGUAGACUUCCUUCAAAUAUGAAGAGUAAUAGAAGAGUAUUUUUCAAAUGGAAUAGAUAGAUUGAAAAUUAUAUUUGGAGUAGUUAUUUUUAUCGCAUUUUAAAUUGAUGAAGCCCUAAACUGCCAUAAAAUAAGUGUUUUCGACAUUUUAUAAAUGUUACCUAUUCGAUAAUUUGGAGGAUUUUGUAUUUUGUUUUAUAC
Molecule: messenger RNA, 7262 nt
Organism: Phaedon cochleariae (mustard beetle)
Lineage: Eukaryota; Metazoa; Arthropoda; Insecta; Coleoptera; Chrysomelidae
Source: the annotation of a GenBank genome assembly